GGUGUCGAGAUAGUCAUUCGUUUCAGGAAACUUCAAGGUUGGAAUACAUGCCAUUGAAGCUCCCAAGCUGAGUCAGAAUCCGUCGGCCACUCGGUCUUGGAAACCAGCCAGAUUGGUUGACCUAAUUUGUGCCAACAAUUGCAGCGUAGUCGGACAAUUGCACCUCUAACCGUAUUCCGGCUGAAAGUUCUGGAUUUUAAAGCUAUUCGGGAGAUAUUUUCUGGUCCUGUUAGUAUCACCUCCAACCAGGUCACAGCAAGGUCUUGGAAUUCAGGUCGUUGGCGGUUUCCAAGAGUAACACUUAAGGGCAUUCUUCCUCAAUCAACAGUUGAGGAGCACCCCUUCUUGGUUGAAGUGUAGAAGUCAUAUCUAGGCUAGGUUAUACGUUGAGCAGCCAGGGUAUUGAUUAGGUCUGGCAUUUGAUGUUCAACUAUCACUAUCAUGUACGAAGGUUUGUACUCGCCACAAACCAACUCAGAUGGAUGCCACCCACCUCUCAUAAGCUCUUUCAAUUCUGCAGAUUUGUGUCUCAUCCUCGCUCACAUUAAGCUUGAGCAAUUUCUAUUUCCUUUAGACCAAAACAUGUAUGCUUUCAGAACACUUGAGGAUCUUGUUGUUUAACUCACACAAGGUUGGGAACAACUUCUGGGAUUGGGAUAAGCCAUAUUUUACGGCAUUCGUUCAAUUGAAGGUUGCGCAAGAAGCCUGAAACAGGGGUCUGACGACUAUGUCAGAAGAGGAAACGGAGGAGGAAGGAGGGGUACCACUUGAACCUCCAAUUUAUUUCCUUGUUAAAAAAGUUUAUUCUUCGUCCCAUUCUGUGUACGCUCUGCUGUCGUUCAAUUUUUAUGGACAUUGGUAAGAAUGUAACGACCAAACCUCAGGUGGAAGACAAUCACCAAGGAGUUUUCAUGGUCAGGAGAAUUGGUAGAUGGAUGGAUGCCAUAUGGCCCUGGAAAAGCCACAUAUUCUAAUGGAGACAGUUUUGAAGGAUCUUAUGAUGAUAUGAAACGGAAUGGCAUAGGCAAGUAUAUAUAUGCUAAUGGAGCGGAAUACGAGGGAAGUUACUCUCAAAAUCAGAAGACGGGUUAUGGUGUCAUGAAGUAUCCUGAUCAAAGCGUCUACGAAGGUGCCUGGUUCAGGGAUUUGAAACACGGAGAAGGGAAAUACAUCUACCCGAACCAGGAUAUAUACAAAGGAGAGUGGAAGAAUAACAUCCGGCAUGGUACUGGGACUUACUUCUUUGCAAUGAGCAUGAGUCAAUUCAUUGGUACGUGGCUUGAUGGGAAAUUCAUAGCUGGGCAAUGGGUCUUCCGAAAUGGUGACGUUUACGAAGGGAGUUUCAGGAAGAACAAGCCAGAGGGUGAGGGCAAGUUCAUGUUCGCUGCAAACAAGACUACAAUUUACGGCAAAUUUGCUGAUACAAAAUGGACAUCAGGAGGGUGGAUCCGCACUCCCGAAUCCAUUCUUGAGUCCAAGGAAGCUGUGUGUGAAUUACCACCGCCCCAAGCCUUCAAGCCCGUCAUGAACCGUUCCAGCCAGCCUUCUUUUGUGACUUCAAUGGAGUUCACGUAGCACCGGACGUGGAAGUAAGGGAGUUCGCUUCAUGCAUUUCCGCAAAAUAGGAAGCAGUUCAAUGAAUCAGUUAUUAAAAUCAGCAACAUUUCAGUAAUUUUUUUGUGAAAAAUCUGGCCCAGUGGCAGUACCUUCGUCAGCUUUACCACAUAUUCAGAAAAAUACACCUCACAACAGUCCGUUCAUGUAAUAUCCCGGUGGCCACUUCUCAAAAAGAAUGUACAGGACCUUUGGCAAGAUCAUAUGCUUUGAUUCGCCUCC
This is a messenger RNA of Physcomitrium patens, 1836 nucleotides long. RefSeq lists its product as uncharacterized. Lineage: Eukaryota; Viridiplantae; Streptophyta; Bryopsida; Funariales; Funariaceae. The record is from RefSeq and is a predicted model, not a curated record.